This is a messenger RNA of Yamadazyma jaroonii, 993 nucleotides long. The record is from the annotation of a GenBank genome assembly. NCBI's taxonomy places the organism in Eukaryota, Fungi, Ascomycota, Pichiomycetes, Serinales, Debaryomycetaceae.
AUGCUGCUGAUAGUCAAAUCAAUAGUUGAUUCAUACGUUGCUCCUUAUAUUGCAUGGUAUGAAUUGUUAAAGGAUCUCAGUGUUGAGCAUUGGAUUGCUAUUAUCGUUGGCUCAUUUAUUUUCGGAAUAAUCAUAGUUAAUGGGAAUGAUUCAAGCCAUGAUUUAUUAUUAUACGGUAAGAAUAGACCUGAUAAGCCUAAAUUGUUUAACUCGGUUGAUUUGUUAACUAGGGCCACUAAUUACUUCAACAAGUAUAAUGUUCCAAAAAGUUAUUUCAAACAUUAUUAUAUCUUUUUCACUAUUUACUUACUUACCAUCAAAACAAUUUUAUUGAACUACCAAAUUGAAUUUUAUCCCAAGAUGAAUGAAGUUUUCAUCAAAUUCUACGAAGAUUAUUGUCUUAAAUAUGAAUUAAGUGAUACAAACUACGUAUCUUUGACUUUUGCUUCAUACUUAUUGACUAUUCAAAGUUUUAGAAGAUUAUAUGAGAAUUUAUUCAUAGUGAAAUUUUCGAAAAAUCAAAUGAAUAUCUUACAUUAUGCUUUUGGAAUAGUUUUCUAUGCUGUUCUUGGAUCCAUUUCUUUCAUUAGUCUUUUACCUUAUUAUAUCAAUGAUUAUCACGUAGAAAUCGAUUUUAGUAAUUUAGACCCUUUUGAUUACGUAACCUUUGGGAUUUUUGCAUUUUAUUCUUGGGAUCAAUAUGACAACCAUAUUUAUUUGGCAAGCUUAAAGAAAUAUACCAUACCAACUCAGAGAUUCUUUGAAUGGACAGCUUCAGCUCAUUAUUUCGAUGAAAUUAUGAUAUAUAGUGCUGUAGGAAAAUUCUUCAUCGGAUGUGAAGAUAUUACUUGGAUCAAGGUUUGUUUUUCCUUAGUUUGGUUAUUGGUGGUAUUAAAUCUUAGUAUUUCAGCAGGUCAAAGUUACAAAUUCUAUCAAGCUAAAUUCAAAGAAACAUUCAAAACUCCUUAUAAGAUCUUUCCUUAUGUCUACUAA